AUGUCGUUCAGAGGAGGACGUGGCGGUGGCCGUGGCGGUUUCGGCGGCGGUCGUGGUGGUUUCGGCGGUGGCCGUGGUGGUUUUGGUGGCAGAGGUGCUCCCCAGCAGCAGGGCCCCCCAGACAGAGUCUUGGAAAUGGGCACAUUUGUUCACCCAUGCGAGGGCGAUAUUGUCUGCAAGUCUAUCAACACCAAAGUUCCUUACUUCAAUGCUCCUAUUUACCUCGAAAACAAGUCUGUUGUCGGCAAGGUUGACGAAAUAUUAGGUCCUAUCAAUGAUGUUUACUUCACAAUUAAGCCUGCUGAGGGUAUACAAGCCACUUCUUUCAAGUCUGGCGACAAAUUUUACAUUGGUUCCGACAAGCUUCUCCCAUUAGAACGAUUCCUUCCCAAGCCUAAGGCUCCUGCUGGACCUAAGCCAAAACGUGCUCCUGGUGCUGGUGGUGCUGGUAGAGGUGGCUUUGGUGGUGCCCGCGGUGGCUUUGGUGGUGCCCGCGGUGGCUUUGGUGGCCGUGGUGGUGCCAGAGGUGGUGCUCGUGGUGGUUUCGGCGGUGCCAGAGGUGGUUCUCGCGGUGGUUUCGGCGGCGGCAGAGGUGGUUCUCGUGGUGGCUUUGGUGGCUCUCGCGGUGGUCGUGGCGGCUCUCGUGGUGGCUUUGGUGAUCGCCGAUAA
Molecule: messenger RNA, 669 nt
Organism: Magnusiomyces paraingens
Lineage: Eukaryota; Fungi; Ascomycota; Dipodascomycetes; Dipodascales; Dipodascaceae
Exons: 2
Coding region: 1-669 (222 amino acids)
Biological process (GO): ribosome biogenesis; snoRNA guided rRNA pseudouridine synthesis
Cellular component (GO): box H/ACA snoRNP complex
Molecular function (GO): box H/ACA snoRNA binding
Source: RefSeq, a predicted model, not a curated record